GGAAGAGGAAAGAGGAGGGGUGAUAUCCCAGCAAACAGCUGCUGCAGCUGUGAAGAGAAAAAAGGAGGAAGAUCAGGAGCAGUUGCAGCAGUCUGACCCCCGCAACAGAUUUAUUUGCAUCUGCCGAAGUCAUCUCUUUGGUCUUGGUACCUUUUGUGUAAGCAUUAACACAGUGGGAUGAAACCCCAUUUUGAGAUCAGGAGCACUCCUUCACUCAAAGAACACCAACACAUGAGAGAUCGAUCUUCCAGCUUUAUCGUGAAGACCUACCUCUUUGUGUAUGACCUGAUGCAAUUCUGUGGGCAUUCCUGGAUAUUUACAAAUAUGAUCAUCAGGUACAUGUCGUUUGGAAAAGAUUCAUUGGCCGACACGUUUUACUCCAUAGGUCUUGUGAUGCGCCUUUGUCAGUUGUUGUCUAUACUGGAGAUCCUACACAUCCUCAUUGGCAUUGAUAAAAGCCGUCUCUUCCCCAGGUUUUUGCAGAUCACUGAGAGAAUAAUUGUGUUGUUUGUCGUGAUCAACAGCCAGGAAGAAGUUCAAGGGAAAUACAUUGUGUGUGUUUUAUUUUUCCUUUGGAAUUUAUUAGAUGUGGUCAGGUACACUUACAACAUGUUGGCAAGGAUGGACAUACACUACUUACCACUGACAUGGCUGAACUUCUCACUGUGCAUCCUGCUCUACCCGCUUUCAGUUCUGGCUAAAGCAUUUACGAUCUGUGUAUCACUACCUUAUUUUGAAUCCUUUGGCACAUACUCCAUCAAGCUGCCAUUUCCAUUUGCCUUCUCAGUCUACUUCCCCUAUGUUCUGAAAAUGUACCUGCUGGUGCUGUUUACAGGUAUGUGCUUCAUCAUCCGGAACCUCUUCUCAGAAAGGAAGGCUCACCUAGAGACAGGCAACUCCAAAAAGAAAAGAAACUAAGCUGAUACUUCCUUCUGAAAUAUGAAAUAUAUUCCUAGAGGGCUACUACGUGUCAUAGGCAGAGAAGAAGAGACAAAGAUUUUCCAUGCAUAACUCCUGUUUGCGUGCACAUUAUCCAGCUGUGUUGAAUCUUCAGAAAAGAAACAUCUCUAGUGCUCCUCAAAAAUGGACCAGCUUGCAAUAACUUGUUACUUUUGAAAGUUUUGACGUCAAAUAUCAGGAUUUUUAAAAAUGAGUAUUUUUCUAAUAAAAGAGGACUCAGGGCUCACUCAGAAAAAAAAAUGUAGAAGAGUGCCUUCACCACAGUUACACUAACAGCCCUUAUUUUGGUGUUAAUUCUUGCCUUAUCAUCAUCAGGUAUUCUGUAACAACACCACCACUUCAUGUAUUAUAUUAAACAAACAUGUAUGUGCCUCCUAUAUAUAAAUUGGCUAUAAUUUCUCAAAGAGCUGAAGCUGGAAGCUUUGCAUCCUAUGAGAUUCAUGUGCUGAUUGCCUCAGACAUUCACAAAAGACCCCUGACCUUCUGGCCCAUUCUGCCAAAGAGAUUCCAGCAAAGUAAACCGUGAGGGCAAAUGAUCAGGUACCCGGGUACUACGUAUCACUGUGCUGGGAGAACCUUUAUCAUUGAUGUGAUUUUUCUUCCAUGCAGAACAGCAAACACAUUAGAAGUGUGAGUUGAUAGUGUGAAGGUAACGACCAUCAAAAAACCUCGUGCAAAAUUCUACCAGUUUUACUUCAGUCCAGUGCCUCUUUUACUUCUAUUGGACUACUUGUAAGGAAGCAACCAGAGCACAGUCUUUUGUAUUUGGGAGUCACAAACAUAUAGCAGCCCAGGAAACCCUGUAAAAAGGAGAAAACAGACUGUACUUGCUGCAGAAAUAACUGCAUAGGGAUGUUUCUUAUGUUUCAUCCAUGUUGCCUAUCACCUGCAUUUUACUUCAUGGAGCUGAGGGAGAAAACUGAGGCUCUUUUUGGGGAAACGAUGGAAGAGUUAAAGGGGAAAUUAACACUAUUGCAUUACAAAGAGGCUGUUAGUACAGCUUUCUAAACCAUGCUCUUAAGAGGAUGUUCAAACUGUUUUAAGUAGCAGACUGGUCUUGACCUACUGUAAUUUUUAUUCAAUAUACGUGGCAGACAGUGCCUGCAGACUGUUGCGACCACUGGGAUAUAUGCACACCUAAGCAAUGGGAUCCUACAUGCAGUAGUUUAAUGGGGAGCCUGGGUAUUUUGAAAGCAGUGCAAACAAGAGUUAGUAAUUUGGCUGUUGUUACAGACACAGAGGUACUUUCACUUUGGACUUCUGCCUGACCCAAACCACUCCAAAUGCAGACAGUCUGCAUAAAGAAAAGGAUAAUCAGCUGAAAACCGGUGGCAACUUCAAAGGACAGAGCUGAAACAGGAACACUUCACAACUGCAUGACACUGUAAUAUGCCAAGUGCAACACAGACAUUUCCCCUCGUGGUGAUUCAAUCGAAUACAUCUGAACUAAAACCAGAGUUAAUAGUACAGGAAGGAUGUGGAGCUGUUGGAGUGGGUCCAGAGGAGGGCCGUGAAGGUGGUCAGACGGUGGAAGAACUUCUCUUAUGAAGAGAGGCUGAGGGAGCUGGGCUUUUUCAGCCUGGAGAAUAGGCUCUGGGGAGACGUCAUUGCAGCCUUCCGGUACCUUGGGGAGCUUAUAAGCAAGAGGAGACAGACUCUUUACAUAGCCUGAUAGGGAUAGGACAAGGGAGACUGGCUUUAAAGUAGAGGGGAAUAGAUUUGUGUUAGUUAGAAUGAAAUUCUUAGAAUACUCAAGAGGGUGGUGAGGCACUGGCACAGCUGCCCAGAGAAGCUGUGGGUUCUUCGUCCCUGGGGGUGCUCAAGGCCAAACUGGAUGGGGCAGCCCGGGCUGGUGGGACACAGCCCUGCUCACAACAGGAGGCUGGAACUGGAGAAUCUUCAAGAUCCCCUCCAACUAUUCAGUGACCCUGUAGGAGGAAACAUGACAUCUUAUAUUGGGUUUAUGCUGCACAAAGGAAGGUGCGUGGUUGGCUUCUGUGAGAAGAGGCCCACAGCUGUGACGUGGCCAGGGGGCUGGUAUGAGACGACUCCAAAACAGCUACCAUAGGACACCAGUGAACCUAUUAACACUGUGAGUAGUGCUUCUGCGGAAACGUUAUCUGAGAAAAUGUUGGAAACACUGCACACUAGCUGUGAGGGAGAGGAGCAAAAAUGUGUGAGCAGCAGCCCUGUGGGUGCCAAGGACAGUGCAGCAGGAGGUGCUCCAGGCACAGAGCAGAGCUCCGAGUGCAGCAAUGAAGGACGGCAGCUGUGGAUGUGGACUCACUGAAGAAGCCAUGGAAAUGCUGGAGCAGCCUUUUCCAGAUGGCCUCUACUCCACAGUGAAGACAUAUGCUGGACCAGCUCUUGAAAUACUACAGCCCAUGAGCAGGGCCUGCACCAGUGCAGAUGCUGAAGGAGGGAUCCCACACGAGGGCAGGGUGCAGUAUGAGAAGAAAGCAGCAGAAAAGACAAAGUGUUAUCACAAUGCCUGUUUUCCCAUCCCCCUUGACAGGAAUUAAGAAUUGAAGUUGAGCAUGUAGGAGGGAAUGUUUUUGUAUUUGUUUAUAACC
This is a messenger RNA of Lagopus muta (rock ptarmigan), 3533 nucleotides long. It is a transcript of the gene HACD4, whose product is annotated as 3-hydroxyacyl-CoA dehydratase 4. The transcript has 8 exons. Gene Ontology annotation, molecular function: 3-hydroxyacyl-CoA dehydratase activity. NCBI's taxonomy places the organism in Eukaryota, Metazoa, Chordata, Aves, Galliformes, Phasianidae. Gene Ontology annotation, cellular component: endoplasmic reticulum membrane. The record is from RefSeq and is a predicted model, not a curated record. Gene Ontology annotation, biological process: sphingolipid biosynthetic process; very long-chain fatty acid biosynthetic process; fatty acid elongation. The coding region runs from base 178 to 918 and encodes 246 amino acids.